Messenger RNA from Seriola aureovittata, 3140 nucleotides. RefSeq names its product UTP25 small subunit processor component (gene utp25). The coding region runs from base 67 to 2370 and encodes 767 amino acids. Gene Ontology annotation, molecular function: U3 snoRNA binding; rRNA binding. The transcript is spliced from 12 exons. NCBI's taxonomy places the organism in Eukaryota, Metazoa, Chordata, Actinopteri, Carangiformes, Carangidae. Gene Ontology annotation, cellular component: nucleolus; small-subunit processome. Gene Ontology annotation, biological process: maturation of SSU-rRNA from tricistronic rRNA transcript (SSU-rRNA, 5.8S rRNA, LSU-rRNA). The record is from RefSeq and is a predicted model, not a curated record.
AGUUUUACUGCUGCACCAACAGCCCCCACAGAAGCCGGAGACACACACGUGCAGCACAGUGUCAACAUGGGGAAGAGGAGGCAGAAUAAACAACUUUUCACUAAUUUAUCCAAAAAACAGAAGAAACACUUGAAGGAGUUUGGAGAGGAGCAUCCGUUUCAUGAUGUUGUCAAUGAAAAACCUGGAAGAACUGAGAUAGUGGAGCUGUUAGCAAGCCCUGAACAAUCUGAUGCUGAACCUGAGGAGCUGGAGGAGGAAGAGGAGGAACCAGAGCAGAAAUCAGCCUACCAGAAACUUCUGUCAACUCUCAGCCGACCUGACGGCAACAACCAGAGUGAAGAGGAGGAAAGCAGCGAUGAUGAAGAGGAGGAAGAAGAAGAGGAGCUUCUUGGUGAAGAGAACAGUGACGGAGUUGGAGAUGAAAGUGACGAUGGUGAUGAAGAUGAAGGUGGAGAGGAGGAACUUGCAGACAAAGAUGAAGCUCAGACCGAAGUGGUAGAAGGAGAGGAGGAGGAGGAGGAAGAGGAGAAGGAGAAAGGAGAUGAAGAGUUCAUAGAUAAAGAGCAUGAGUCCCAGUUCUGUCUGGAGACCAACUUCACGGGUCAAGGCGAACAAGAGGACACUGAAAGCACCGCAGAGCAUGAAGACAGGAAGGACAUGUUUUUACAGCAUUUGGACAUGGAGCUUGGUGAAGAAGAUGUGCAGAAGAUAACAUCUGGCAGCAAAGCCAAGACUCAGAUCACGUGGCCAAAAUUGGGCUCCCUACUCUGUACCAAUCCUCUGGACAAGUUUGGACCCAUUGGCCCUCAGAAAGACACAAACCUCCCAGUUUUCCACAAACUCCUGGAGUCCUGCUGUAAGGAUCAAAACCAGACCUCUAAUGCUAAGGGGGUGGCUGAAGAGAUCAGCCCUCUCCACCAGGAGCUGCUGGCCCUCAUGGGUUCCUACAAGGACCUAUACCACUCAGAGAUGUGUCCUCUGAAAGAGGGCCCUCAGGUGCGCAGUGCAUACUGCAUUCAUGUGCUCAACCACGUGCUGAAGGCCAACUCCCAGGUCCUGGCUCAUAACGCCCAGCUAAGAGAGCAGAAAACUCAGGCUAAACCCGGAGCUGAGCCACAGGAUGAACCCAGAGAUCAAGGUCUGACGCGGCCCAAGGUUCUGAUUCUCGUGCCGUUCCGCGGUGGAGCUCUGAGAGUCAUCCAGACCUUCAUCAGCCUGCUGGAGACCAAAGGCAAGAAGAUGGUGGUCAGCAACAAGAAGAGGUUCAAGGAGGAGUUUGGAGAAGAUGCAGAUGACCAGCCAUCCAAUCUACAGAGACCAGAUGAUUACCACGCUAUUUUCUCAGGCAACGUUGAUGAUCACUUCAGGAUAGGUGUCUCCAUUGUGAAAGGCAGCAUGCGUCUGUACGCCCCCUUCUACUCCUCAGACAUUAUCAUCGCAUCUCCCCUCGGCCUGCGCACAGUGCUGGGAGCUGAAGGAGACAGUAGGAGAGACUUUGACUUCCUGUCCUCCAUCGAGCUGCUGGUGGUGGACCAGGCAGAUGUCUUCCUCAUGCAGAACUGGGAACACGUCCUGCAUGUGAUGAAGCACAUGAACCUGCAGCCGCUGGACUCCCAUGGAGUGGACUUCUCCAGGGUGAGGAUGUGGAACCUGAACAACUGGGCCAGACACUACAGGCAGACGCUGGUGUUCAGCUCCAUCCAGGAGCCACAGAUUAACAACAUCCUCACCAAACACUGCGCCAACUACCGCGGACAGAUUGCCACUAAGAACAUGCCAAAAACAGGUUCCAUCUGCCAGGUGCUGGUUCAGCUGCCUCAUGUGUUUCAGAUGUUCUCCUCUGACAGCUUCAUGGACCACGAUGCUAGGUUUCAGUUCUUUGUAGACAAAGUGCUACCUCAGUACAGGGACUCAGUUAUGUCCCACACUCUGAUCUACAUCCCCUCUUACUUCGACUAUGUCCGACUGCGCAACUACAUGAAGAAAGAGGAGAUAAACUUUGCCAGCGUCUGCGAGUAUUCCAGCAAAUCAGAGGUGUCCCGAGCGAGGCAUUUCUUCCAGAAAGGGGAGAAACAGUUCCUGCUCUUCACUGAACGCUUCCACUUCUACAAGAGGUACAACAUCAAAGGAAUCAGGAACCUGAUAUUUUACGGAUUGCCCUCCUUCCCCCACUUCUACAGCGAGGUGUGUAACAUGCUGGCAGCGGGGGGUCAGGGGGAAGAGGCCAGCUGGACCUGCACUGCCCUCUACUCCCGCUACGAUGCCCACAAAUUGGCUGCCAUCGGUGGAGCCCAGCGAGCCGGACAGAUGCUGCACUCCAACAAGACUGUUCACCUCUUUAUCACAGGAGGGGAGGAUAAGGCCUCCUGAUGGAGCUGGAUGGAUAGAAGAGGGACCGCAGGUAGAUAAUUACUGUUCAUAUAAGAUCCCAUCAGGAUCUACGUCAUUACACGAGGACGACCCUGGACCCUGGACCCUGCUGACUGCAGGUCUGUGAUGGCGGACUGUUUUUGACACGUAAACUGGUUUCACCUCAAAAAAAUGCUAAUCAGGAAAAGAUAAGAAUUCGCUCUAUUAUAUUUGGACAUUAACUCGAACAUGCCGGAGGAACAAACACAGAUGUUUAUUGUCUUUGUUUGAUGUCUCACAGCUGGACACUGUCCAGAAACAUCAAGCCACAAGAGAUCAUAAAGCAUUGUUCUGGUUGGUAAAUUCUGUUGUAGCUGAUCACUGAUAAGAUGUUGUAAAAACAUCCCUUCCUUGUUUGGAUGUGUUUCCAGAUUCAGCACAGUAUAAAUAUUUUUUUAUGUUGAUCUAUUUCAUUACCAUUAUUUGAUAAUAGUUCAUAUUUGUAGCAAUGCCUGUCCUGAAAGUGCUAAAAUGCUCCUCAAAAGAUAAACUAAUGUAAUAUUGGCUUUUUAUACCCAAUUUGAAAUAGUUUGAAAUGAGUCCAGGCUGUGUUGCCUGUUUUUGCUGGUAAAUCAUGUUAGAAAUUUCUAGCCAAAGAAUUAAAAGAAUACUUCUUACACUAAUGCUCUGAAAAAUAAUCCGACUCUCUGUGUUGUCACACUCUAACUAUGCAAAAUGUUUUAUUUGAAUAGAUGAAAUACAAGUAUACCAAUCUGUGAGCAGGAGAGUGA